Molecule: messenger RNA, 1681 nt
Organism: Cuscuta campestris
Lineage: Eukaryota; Viridiplantae; Streptophyta; Magnoliopsida; Solanales; Convolvulaceae
Source: the annotation of a GenBank genome assembly
GACUUUUCUCCUUUUCCCCAGCGUGGCCCUAUUUGUCGUCAUCGCAUGGUUUCCGUGUCAUCAAUCCCUUCAUUCCAUAGCAUUCACACACAGAUAGAGAUGAAUAAAUUAUACUUUAUAUUAGGGUUAGGAUUUGGACUGAUGUUCAACUGCUAGAGCUUCUUAAUUUCGACCGCGGGGGAAGAAAUUGAUGGUCUGGAGCUGUCUGGGGAGAAUGAUGAAGUGUUUUCUCGCGUUCAAGGACAAAUCCAAGCCCAAGAGGUCAUCCGGAGACUCGGCGCCGGAGCUGACCGGCGGGGGCAAGCCGGAGGGAUUCUCCUCCGCUACCUCCAGCCGCGCCACGCGGUCCACUGGCUCGGUUUCUUCCCCGAAAAGCAUACCCCAAAUGUACAGGGAGAAAGGGCAGUCUCUGAGGGUUUUCUCGCUCUCGGAGCUCCGGGAGGCCACCACCGAUUUCAAUAGGAUGUUGAAGGUCGGAGAAGGAGGGUUUGGGAGUGUCUAUAAGGGCUCUAUUAAGUGCUCUGAUGGCUCUCCCCCUUUGAUUGUUGCCAUUAAGAAACUCAAUACUCAGGGCAUGCAGGGUCACAAACAAUGGGUUGCUGAAGUUCAGUUCCUCGGUGUCUUGGAGCAUCCGAACCUUGUUAAGCUUCUAGGAUAUUGUGCCACCGAUGGGGAGAGGGGGAUCCAGCGCCUAUUGGUUUAUGAGUAUAUGCUGAAUAAGAGCUUAGAAGACCAUCUUUUUAACAGAACUAAGGCUGUCAUUUCAUGGAGGACAAGGUUAACCAUUAUCCUCGGUGCAGCUGAAGGAAUGGCCUAUUUGCACGAGGGCUUGGAUGUCCAGGUUAUAUAUCGGGAUUUCAAAUCAUCGAACGUGCUCUUGGAUGAGAAUUUCAAUGCAAAGCUUUCCGACUUCGGGCUUGCAAGAGAAGGGCCAGUAGGUGACAGAACUCAUGUUUCUACAGCACCCGUCGGCACAAUUGGAUAUGCUGCUCCAGAAUACGUUGAAACCGGCCAUUUGACAGUCAAGAGUGACAUAUGGAGUUUUGGGGUUGUUCUGUAUGAAAUGCUCACAGGUAGGCGGGUGAUAGAAAGGAGCCGUCCGAGUUCCGAGCAGAAGCUUCUGGAUUGGAUCAAGCAAUUCCCCGUUGAUAGCAACCGGUUUAGAAUGGUAAUUGACCCACGGCUUCAGGGCCGAUAUUCUCUCAAUGCUGCAAGGCAGAUUGCCAAACUUGCAGACACCUGCUUGAACAAGGUCUCUGGGAACAGACCCUUAAUGAGCCAAGUGGUGCAAGUUUUGGGACAAAUUCUAAGAGAUUCGGACGAAGGGUCCUCGGAAAUUAAGGGUUCGGAACCAUUAAGGACCCCAAGAGCUUUGGGCUCAGACAAACAAAUCUCAAAGAAGCGAAUCCCCGAAAGUCCUACAGAAACGACUCCGAGAUGAGUUCAUUACAUUUUUUAGAUUUUAUUUGGGAGAGAAGAUAUAAAUAUGGAUGGAAACAAGAAUGAGAGGGGUAUUUUCCUAGGUAACACGUCGGUUUUCUUAUACUAUUAUGUGUUCAAAGUUUUCUUGGCUGGCAACUACAACUUGCCAUUAGUGAUCUAUAUAUGUGAAUAUUGAGAAUCUUUAUUAAUUUUCUAAAUAAGUUGUAAUAUUUAGUAGUUAUGUGGCACAAAUGGACUU